Molecule: messenger RNA, 1714 nt
Organism: Musa acuminata subsp. malaccensis (wild Malaysian banana)
Lineage: Eukaryota; Viridiplantae; Streptophyta; Magnoliopsida; Zingiberales; Musaceae
Product: WUSCHEL-related homeobox 4-like
Biological process (GO): procambium histogenesis; phloem or xylem histogenesis; cell division
Cellular component (GO): nucleus
Molecular function (GO): DNA-binding transcription factor activity; DNA binding
Source: RefSeq, a predicted model, not a curated record
AGUUGAAGCAGCCAUGAAGGUCCACACAUUGGGGUCAUGGGAGCAAGUCCCCUCCUCCCCUUCCACCUCCUCCUCCCUCUCCUCUUCCUCGGCCAACAACCCCAAGCGCCUCCGUCCGCUCGCACCGAGGCUCACCUCUGCUGCAGUCCCUACGACGGUGGCAACGGAGAUCUCUGCCCCUCCUAAGUUGAGAAAGAGCUUCAGUUCUCCCAUGACCGCCAAAUGCGCCUCCAUAGACUUAGAUGUCUCUCUGAUACAGAUGCAGUCAGGGGGAACGCGGUGGAACCCGACGCCGGAGCAAAUAAAGCUACUGGAGGCACUGUACCAGGGCGGCUUGCGGACACCAAACCCGGUUCAGAUCGAGCGCAUCACCGCGGAGCUCGGCAAGUACGGGAGGAUCGAGGGCAAGAACGUGUUCUACUGGUUUCAGAACCACAAGGCACGCGAGCGCCAGAAGCAGAAACGCAGCGAGCUCGUCGCCCUUGCGGCUAGCGCCGCUCCUCUUCCCCAUCCCGAAAUAGAAGAGACGAAGGAGUUCCAUGGCGGGAGCUGCAAGCGCAAGUGCAGGAGCUGGGGCAGUCUCGAGCUGGACGUGGAAGAGGAGGGGCCCGGCGACCGGACCUUAGAGCUUUUCCCGUUGCACCCAGAGCGGAAGCAGAUGUGAUGGUUGCCACAGAAACAUGAGACUGUGGUUCCCUGUCUUCUUUAAUCUUCAGCUUCUGUGAAGGGGUGGCUGUCUCUUUCCCCUCAUGUUGAGCCACAUCUGUGUCGUUCUUCUUUGGAAGUCCACAGACUCUUUUCCCCCAUCACUGUCCUCCCUAAAGCAACCGCGAAAUUGAACGCCUUUUUCUUUUGUCAACUACAGUUGGCGGAGGAGACCUGAGAGCGUGCUUUCCUGCCUUUUCGUGCUGCGCUUUUCCGAGACUAACAGCCACCACAUUGCUUCUCUUUUGUUUCGAUGCGAACUCUCGCACUGGAGGGCGGCCUGCGUGCAUGCUUUCAUGUCCGUCGUCACCAGCAAGUGGCUGUCAGAUAACCUCAGCUGCUCGUCGCAACCAGCAGCAUGCAUCGACAUGGUAGCUUGCUGUUGUUAGCUAGCGAUAGUUGGGGACAUGAGAGUAGCACUGCUGCUGAGCUUUCUGGGACGGUGAAGAGCAAGAGCAUGCAGCGGCUCCUCCACCUUAGUGUUUCUGACACCUGAAAGAAAUGCCCACCUGAGAAGGGCACUACACCAGUAAGUGCGCCAGUCCUGUCAAUGACACUCCGGAACUGGCGAUCCUCGUUCCGUUCCUUGCUUUAUGCCCAUCACCAUGUCUUCUUUGGACGACCACCAUAGCUGGGGACGGUGGUGCAAAUCCAUACACAAUCCAUCGGCACAGCUGCUGCUGCCUGUCACAGCCUUUUUGACGGUCUCCUCGCUUGACUCACCGGCGACGUGGCACGCCCCGGUUCGUCCGGCCAAACCAGGCCCACCUCGGGAUCGACGAGACGGGCCCGGUCGGCCGACCACCAUCGGUUAGGCAUGGACAUGGUGAGCCCAACCCUGGCGUGAGCGUGCGCAAGGCACACUCAAAAGGCCAUCAUAUGGUAGGGGUUUCAGCUACAAAGGCAGUAGUGAUAUGGAAUGGAGUGUUUGUGGCCGAAGAUGUUGCACAAAGCAGUACUAUGUAGCUUUAUCUCUUGGCCUGUGAUUAGUAAUGGAAUGGAGAUAAAA